UCGACACAAUCGACACGCACGCGCACUUUUAUCAAUUUGAUGUUACUAAUGCUAUCGUAAACGUAUGAAUCAAGAGAUGAAAACGUGGUCGCGCUUCUGAAUUCCUAUCUCUAUAAAUACAUACACAUUUCAAUUCGACUUCAUUCAUUCAUAGUCCAUAGAGAGAGAGAUGUUGAAAGGCAUGGUGGAGACGGUGAGGGGGAAAAAUGGGGAAGAGAAGAAGAAGAUAAAAGGAAGAGUAGUGUUGAUGAAGAAGAAUGUUCUCGAUUUCAACGAUUUAGGAGCAUCUCUUCUCGAUCGUCUUCACGAAUUGGUCGGUAAAACUGUUACUCUUCAUCUCAUCAGCUCCCUCCAUUCUCACUCUUCAGGAAACAAGCUGAAGGGGAAGGUGGGAAAAGGAGCAGAGCUAGAAAGAUGGAUCACAACAAUCACAUCUCUGACACCAGAAGAUUCAGCAUACGACGUCACAUUCGACUACGAAGAAGACAUCGGAAUCCCGGGCGCAUUCCUCAUCACCAACUCCCACCACACCGAAUUCUUCCUCAAAACCCUAACCCUCGAGGCCGUCCCCGGCCACGAACACGCCCCCAUCCACUUCGUCUGCAACUCCUGGGUCUACCCUUCCCACAAGUACGACUCCGCCCGCGUCUUCUUCGCCAAUCAGCCCUAUCUCCCCUCGCAAACCCCGCCCCCGCUCGUGCCGUACCGAGAGGAGGAGCUCGCUAUCCUGCGUGGAGGUGGAGAUGGGACCCGCGAGUUGCGGGAGUGGGAUAGAGUGUAUGACUAUGCUUAUUAUAAUGAUUUGGCGGAUCCGGAUAGCGGCCAGGAUUCUGCCCGGCCCGUUCUUGGCGGAUCCUCGCGAUAUCCGUAUCCGCGUAGAGGGAGAACGGGAAGGCCUCCUACUAAAACAGAUCCCAAUACGGAGAGUAGGAUACCAUUGCUUAUGAGCUUGAACAUCUACGUUCCAAGAGACGAGCGUUUUGGGCAUCUGAAGCUGUCUGAUUUUCUUGGUUAUGGCCUCAAAUCUAUCUUCCAGUUCCUUCUGCCUGAGUUUACGGACUUGUGUGCCAGCCUCAGCAACGAGUUCGAGAGUUUUGAAGACGCUCUUGAAAUCUAUGAGGGAGGCUUCAAGCUGCCAGAGGGGCCUCUGCUCAAGAACCUAUAUGAUAAUGUCCCUUUGGAGCUGCUCAAGCAGAUUCUUCCUAGAGAUGAUGAGGGCCUCUUCAAGUAUCCGGUGCCCGAUAUCAUCAAAGAGGACAAGACUGCGUGGAGAACUGAUGAAGAGUUUGCACGAGAGAUGGUAGCAGGGAUGAACCCUGUCAUAAUUAGUCGUCUGCAGGAGUUUCCUCCCAAGAGCAAUCUUGACCCUCAACUUUACGGGAACCAGAGUAGUAUGAUAACGUGGGAUCAUAUCAAGAAUGGAGUGGACGGGCUCACACUUGAAAAGGUGUUGGAGAAGAAUCGGUUGUUCAUACUGAGCCAUCACGACUCGUUGAUGCCGUAUCUGAGGAGGAUCAACAGCACCACCACGAAAAUGUACGCCACGAGGACUCUACUUUUCUUGCAAAACGAUGGGAGUUUGAGGCCUUUGGCGAUUGAGCUCAGCCUCCCACAUCCUGAUGGGGAUGAGCACGGAGCCGUGAGUCAGGUGUAUACUCCUGCUCAAGACGGUAUUGAGGGUUCGAUUUGGCAGCUGGCUAAGGCCUAUGUUGGAGUUAGUGAUUCGGGAGUUCAUCAGCUCAUCAGCCAUUGGUUGCAUACACAUGCUGUGAUAGAGCCAGUGGUGAUUGCAACAAAUAGACAACUGAGCGUGAUGCACCCCAUUCAUAAGCUUUUGUAUCCUCACUUCCGCUCCACGAUGAACAUCAAUGCUUUCGCGCGACAAAUCUUGAUCAACGCCGGAGGAAUUCUUGAGGCAACUGUCUUCCCUGCUCGAUACGCCAUGGAGUUGUCUUCCUUUAUCUACAAGGACUGGAAUUUCCCCGAUCAGGCACUCCCAGCUGAUCUACUCAAGAGAGGCAUGGCUGUGGAGGAUCCAGACUCCCCGCACGGGAUCCGCCUUGUGAUGGAGGACUAUCCAUACGCGGUAGAUGGCCUCCAAAUCUGGUCCGCCAUAAACACGUGGGUCGAUGACUACUGUAACCUGUACUAUCCAUCAGACGAGGCUGUGGUGGACGACACAGAGCUACAAUCAUGGUGGAAGGAGCUCCGGGAGGAAGGGCAUGGCGACAAGAAGGACGCGCCAUGGUGGCCCAAAAUGCAGACGCGCAAAGACCUCAUCGACAGCUGCACCAUCAUAAUAUGGAUAGCAUCAGCGUUGCACGCGGCGCUCAACUUCGGGCAGUACGCGUACGGCGGGUACAUGCCCAACCGUCCCACUGUGAGCCGGCAGUUCAUGCCCGAGCCUGGCAGCGAGGACUACGAGUUGCUGAAGACAGACCCCGACAGGGUGUUCUUCAAGACCAUCACCGCAAGGCUGCAGACGCUGCUGGGCGUUGCGCUGAUUGAGCUCCUGUCGAGGCAUUCCUCGGAUGAGUUAUAUCUCGGGCAGAGGGACACCCCGGUGUGGACCAAGGAUGCGGAGGCGCUGGCGGCGUUUGAGAGGUUUGGGAAGGAGUUGGGUGGGGUGGAGAGGAAGAUCAUGGAGAUGAAUGGAGAUGAGAAGUGGAAGAAUAGAGUUGGGCCUACGAAGCUGCCUUACACGUUGAUGUAUCCUACGAGUGAAGAGGGAAUGACUGGUAGAGGGAUUCCUAAUAGUACCUCUAUUUGAAGUCUUUUAUUUCACUCAUGGAGUUCUAGGCUUUCUUCUCGCUCAUAGUUGUGAGUUGUUAAAUAAAUGGAUUGUAGAUUGUGUAGGGAUUUGUGUGACGUAACUUUGUUCUUGUCACGUAUUGCUAUGAAUAAUAAUUUGCUCAAGAAAAGUACUAUAACAA
Molecule: messenger RNA, 2933 nt
Organism: Salvia hispanica
Lineage: Eukaryota; Viridiplantae; Streptophyta; Magnoliopsida; Lamiales; Lamiaceae
Product: putative linoleate 9S-lipoxygenase 5
Biological process (GO): lipid oxidation
Molecular function (GO): protein binding; metal ion binding; oxidoreductase activity, acting on single donors with incorporation of molecular oxygen, incorporation of two atoms of oxygen
Source: RefSeq, a predicted model, not a curated record